This is a messenger RNA of Equus caballus (horse), 5714 nucleotides long. Lineage: Eukaryota; Metazoa; Chordata; Mammalia; Perissodactyla; Equidae. The record is from RefSeq and is a predicted model, not a curated record.
GGAGGAGACUGGGGCAGAGAUACCGAGUAAGAGACAGUGUGGAGAGAAAGACAAACAAACCCAGAGACUCAGGGACAAGGAGAGACCCAGAGCCUUCUAGGGCAGAGACUCUGGGGCAGAGAGAGAUGUGAGGAGAGACUGAAAGUAAGUGAACAGACAGGAGACAGAGACACGGGUAGAAAAGAAGAAUACCGGAGAGAGAUUUCUACCCUCAGAGACCUAGAGAAUGUGAUAAGCUAGAGUGUCAGAGAGUCAGGGACGGAGAGACAGGUGUGUCAGAACAGAUAAGAGGGAGAGAGAUCAGGAAGGGAUGCAGAUGAAAGGAGAGGGAAAGAGGGAGAGGGAGAAUAGAUUCACAAAGACAAGAAGGGCAGAUUACGAGACUAAGGGACAGACAAGGAUACAGGAGUACAGAAGCAAGAGGGGAGAAAGGGACAGAAAUUAGAGAUAAAGUAAGAUGGAUUGAGUUUUCAAAGAGUCAGAGAAGGGUGACAGGCAGCAAGAGAGACAGAGAGUUGGAGGGAGAUUUGUUAGAAAACCUUAUCCAAAACUUGACAAUAAGACAAAGAAGCUGACUGGGAGCCCUCUCUGAGUUCCCUAGCAUGUCUCUACCAAGCCUGCUUCGGGUCACUUGACUCUCUAAGCGAAGCAACUCUUUUUGACUUUACUUUUUAUCAGAGUCCAGAUACUGUGAAGUUAGAUGCUAACUUGUAAAAGGUUGAAAGGUUGCAAAUGCUUUCUGUCUGGUAGAAAAGAGUGCCCCAAGGGUUAUAGUUGUGUGACCCUGUAGGACACUAAACAGGAUACUAAGACUCCCGGGCCUGCCCACUGCCCUAUAGGGCACUAAUCCGACUUUGCACUUUUAUUUCAGUGUUUGUUCUUUCUUUUACUCUAUCGCUCCUUCUCUCUCAUCUUCCUGGAACCACCUACGUUAUCCGACUAGUUCCCUCCAUGAGGCAGAGGCAGGCCUGGCAGGAGAGGCCAAGAGGCUGCCUUCGUGGGCACUGCAGUAGCUACCGUGGAUGGGCAGUGGGGAGAGAGCUUGUCCAGGUGCAUGGCUUGGGGAGGCGGAAUGAAGACAAUCCCCCACCUGCAGGUAUCAGGGAAGGCGCCCCUUGGUGGGAUUGGCCUCCGUCCCAGUGCCAGGCGGGACCGGAAGUCCAUCACCCUGCAUAUGAAGUUGGAGGUGCUUCGGAGGUUUGAGGAGGGUGAGAAGCUGACACAGAUUGCCCGGGCCCUGGGGCUGGCCACCUCCACUGUCGCCUCUAUCCGUGUCAACAAGGACAAGAUCCGUGCCAAUUCUCAGGCAGCCACACCUGUCAGUGCCACACAGCUCACCCGCUGCCGGGGUGUGGUGAUGGGCCACAUGGAACGCUUGCUGAGCCUGUGGAUUGAGGAGCAGAAGCGGCAGAACCUGCCUGUCAGCACACUGCUUAUCCAGGACAAAGCACGUCGGCUCUUUGCGCAGCUGCAGCACGAGCAGGGUGAUGGCACCCAGGUCGAGACUUUCGGGGCCAGCAAUGGCUGGUUUGCCCGUUUCAAGAUGCGCCACAAUGUGCUGUUGACAGAUGAGCCAGCUGUGGCUGAUGCCCAGGCUGCAGCCCAGUACCCCCCAGUGCUGCGCACCAUUCUGGAGGAAGGCCAGUACUCACCAAGCCAAGUCUUCAACGUGGAUGAGACGGGCCUGUUCUGGAAGCGGCUGCCUGAGCGCAUGCUGCUGGCACUGGAGGGGGCAGCUGGGCCUGGGCCCAAGGCCUCUAAGGACCACCUGACCCUGCUGCUCGGUGGCAAUGCAGCUGGUGACUUCAAGCUGAAGCCCCUGCUAGUGUACCCCUCAGAGAACCCACGCGCCCUCAGGGGCUGCUCCAAGUCCAGCUUGCCUGUGGUCUGGCGCUCCAACCGCAAUGAUUGGCUGACGCCCAGCAUCUUCCAAGAGUGGUUCACUGGCUGUUUCUGCCCUGCUGUGGAGAGCUACUGUGCCAGCCACGGCCUCCCGCACCGUGCCCUGCUGCUCCUGGAUGGUGCGCCCUGCCACCCUGCCCACCUGGGUGGCCUCUCGGCCCAUGUGCGUGUCGAGUUCCUGCCCAAGAACACAUCAGCCCUGAUCCAGCCCAUGAACCAGGGCAUCAUCGCUGCCUUCAAGGCCCAUUACCUGCACCGCAUGCUCAGCCAGCUGGUCCAGGAAACGGCUGGUGAGGACCGGCCCUCUGUGCGGGAGUUCUGGCGCAGCUAUACUGUCAUAACCGCUGUAGACAAUAUUGCCGAGGCCUGGGCAGAGCUGCAGCCUGCCACCAUGAAUAGUGCCUGGAGGAAGCUGUGGCCUGAGUGCGUGCCCACUGGUGCCCCUGAACCUAAUGCUGUGCCCCAGCUCCACCGCAGCAUUAUGGCACUAGCAAGCCAUGUGGGCCUUGGGGACGUGGCUGAGGCUGAUGUCACCUGCCUGCUCCAGGCCCAUGGGGAGCCCCUGCCCCGGGGCAUCCCUCAAGAUGCAGAGGAUGGGGACGCCAGUGCCUCUGAGCUGCCCUGGGAGGUAGGGAAAGGCCUGGCCUCCAGAAGACCAGAGCCAGAUCUUACAGGGGCUGUGGUUGGUGCAGGGACUAAGGAGGAAGCUGGUGUGGGUGCACCGAGCCCCGAGCACCUGGCCCAGGCCCUCUCCCACUUCGCUGCUGGCCUGCGGGUCCUCACAGAGAAUGAUCCCAACCGGGAGCGCAGCCUGCGUGUGUCCCGGGGUGUCCACUGUGCCCUUGCCCGCCUCCGGGAGCUGCACCGGGAAAGGAGGCGACAAGAUCAGGCAGCUACAUCCUCAGGAGGCCCCGUGGUGUUGGCAACGAGGGAGUUGGCUGGAAGCCUGCACUCACCCCAGGUGGGGCCCACAGGGUGGACCAGUGGCUAAGGGUACAGGUGCUGAAGGACAAACCUGUACGGCUGUCCUGCAUGAUUUGGGGUUUGGGCCUGACCUCAGAUGGGCCCUGUCUGAUGACAUUUUGUUUCUAGAGGGUGGACACUGUCCCUUCUCUCCCAUGGUUCUCAUAUCUCAUGCCCUCUGGUCUUUGUACAGUGGUACACACAGUGCCAGGCUUGGGGAACUGGAGGGUGGUGGUCUCUGAUUUGCAAAUGAGCUGCAGGGCCCAGGAGUGCUCACCCAUGAGAGAGACACACCCCGUAACACAGUAGUUGCCCAGCACAGCCCCUCAGGGUGGCCUGCCUUGUAAGGAGUGUCAACCUUAAAUAAAAUAAUUGGCAGAUUAUUAAAGUUGAUCUUAUUUAGGAAUAGCAGAGAAAUUGCAACUUGGGACAAGUAAACUAUGGUGAACCGUAGGAAAGUCUGAAGAGACAAAGGGAAGGUCAGCUUUUAUUAGGUUUUAGGAGGAAAUUGGAGAGGGUUCUUUUGAAUAAAAGUUCAUAGGGGAGGACAUGAGUUUGAGGUUGUGGAGGUUUCUCAUUGGCUGCAAGUGGUGGUUAGUGUGUUGCUGCUGGGGUGAGGAGGGAUCUUCCUUCUUCCCUCACUAGUUAUGUAGGCUUUGACGAGUGGUAUGUGCAUGAGAGCUCUGUCUUCAUGGCUUCCUGACUCCAUUUUGAAUAAGGUUUUCUUUAUCACUUUUCACAGGGGCCAGGGCAGAGACCAGCCUCUCCCAUUUACCAACCUUGACCUCUCACUCCUUGCACCAUUGUGACCCUUCCUAGCCAAGUUUAGAUGAGGGUUUCCUGCUCUCAGCGUCUCCUUGCUCGCUUUCCGUGCCAUCGUUGUCCCCUUGUGGUUUCUGUGGCCUCUGUUGUCUGAGGUCUCUGGUACCCUCCCUGUGCCCAAGCCCAUGGGCACAUAUUGGUCCACUGUGGUUUUUAAUACCAGGGACCACGUCUUUGGUUUGGAGAUGUUCUCUUUUCUGGGUUUCUGUGGUUGUCAUGGUUGUCUUGGCUUCCCUCCAGCCUCAGAGGCUGAGCCUUUUAUGACUCUGAUGGUUUCCUGUGUCUGGUGCUCUUUGGGAAAUCCCAUCCACUUAUGAGGGCUCAGUGGCCACCUCAGGCUCAGCUCCCAGUGCACUGGCUGCAAACCAGCCUCUCCCUGAAGUUAGACCCACACCUCUGAUUCUGAUGGAUGGGCUCCCUGGACAGUCUUGUUAUCUCCCCUCAUUCCAGCUUGUUCUGUUCCCCAAACUCUAACACCAGGCACCCUAGGGUGUCCGCCUGAUUCUGCAGACGCACCACAUGGGCUGCCAAAACACAGUCAGCAAGGGAAGAUGUUCCUGUGCUCCACCUGGAUGAGCCAUAGGGGAUGGAACAGGGAUGUCUGGCCUCCUGGACUCCUUUCAGCACAGGUACCUGCAUGUGCCUGCACACAUGCGCAUAGACUCUCGUGCCAAGAAAUAAAGAUGGGAGAAAGGAUUUCUACCACCUCUGUCCCAGCCAAUACCUGCAGUGAUGGGCCUGCAGUCAACACAUCACAGAGACUGGGGCCAGGGAGGGGCUUGAGGGCCCACUCUUACUGGGAGAAAGGUCAGAUGAGGUCGUUUGUUUGUGUUCUGGGGGAGAGUGGCAAGAGGAGUGGCAAGGAGAAGGGAAGGAGCUUUUUUCUUAGCACCCUGAUGACUGACUGGAUUAAUUGCACCAAUUAUGAGCACUUGGGCUAGGUGUUGGGGAGACCAGGGUGAGUGAGACUGGCUUCAGGAGCCGUCAGUCCAGAGGUUGUUACAUUCUGUGUGACAAGGUCUGUGACAGGCGACUUGGAAGGGACCCCAACUGAGCCAGGGGCAGAGGACAGGACACGAUAGGGGAGGCUUUCUGGGGAGGUGGUGUCCUAGCCUUCGGGACGUUGCUGACAAUCAGUGGAUUGGUCACUUCAAAAUGCCACCGUCAGAGAGGGGCUUGUCAGAGGCGCCCCAGCAUGAUGGGGUGGUUGGUAAAGGCCUGAGGCCCGGAAGGAAGGAGUAGCCCCGAUGGCAGCUGAGCGCCGCACAAGAGAUGGAGGAGGCCAGGGGACCAGGCAGGAGUGGUUGAGGCCAAACUCGGAGGGGUGGAAGGAAUAGAGAGGCAGGUGAGCGGCAGCCGGGCACAGCCACCGCAUGCUAGCAGAGCGCACGGAAGCGACUGCAGUUGCGGUCACGCAGGCCGUGCGUGGCGGAGACCACAUGCACGUGGGCCCGUCCGGCUCCAGGGCUCGUUUCCUCGCAGCUAGGGACGACGCCUGGUCCUCCCCAAGCGCGCAGCGGAGCGCCCCGGACGCGUUCAAGCAGCGCCCUCUCGCGGGCCCCUGAAGAAGUACAUUUCCGGGCGGCACUGCGUCUGCUCCGGCCCCGAGCGCGGGCGCCCGCUGCCUUCUGGGAAAUGUAGUGUCUGCAGCUGCGACCGUCGAGGACUACGUUUCCCAGGGAACUUCCCCGGCCGACCAUGUCGCAUGCCUUUCACUUCCGGGCGCGGGCCGUUGCCAUAGAGACGCAGAAAUCACUGACCCGUCAGCUCUCCCCUCUUGGCGCGCCUGCCUGGAAUGUCGGGUGUUAGUGUGGGUUGCGCGUCAGGGGCGGGAGAGAGAGGGUACAAGGCGCCAGAAGCAGUUCUUGGUGCUCCUGGAAGCGCCCGGUCCUCGGGCCCCAGGGUGGUUGGUCGCUGUUCCUGCGCCUCGGUGCCGGUCUGCCUGGCUCCCGGGGGCGGAGAGCGUGGGCUCGUUGCGGCCAGAGGCGUCGGGAAGGCCGGAAGUAGAGUGUGCAGCCUGCCGGAGG